GCCUCGUGAAUAAAAAGUGGCCCCAGCUGUUGUCUCUGAUCAGAAUUGGAGGAGCCGGACUGUUGAGUUUCUUUCACGCGCCACAGAUACUUUCACUUUGAGCGCGCGCGCCCUCGUGAACGGACGCAAAGUGUGGAAAGAAAGAAAGAUAAAAAGAAGAAAGGAAGGCUGUGGCGGCUGCAGGUGCGAAUUCAUGUCUGUUUUUGUACAGCGCAUAUACCGCCCAGUGUUUGUGCCCAGCCCCGAUAUGACUGAGGUGAUGAUCAGCAGCACCCCCAUGGAGGACAUGAGGCUAAGCCCCAGCAAGGACAGGCUCUCCUUCCAGAUCUUCCCAGAUCCUUCAGACUUUGACCGCUGCUGUAAGCUCAAGGAUCGACUACCGUCCAUUGUGGUUGAGCCGACGGAGGGAGAAGUUGAGAGCGGGGAGCUUCGCUGGCCUCCAGAAGAGUUCCUGGUCAGUGAAGAAGAAGAAGAGGAAGACGAGGACGAGCAAAACGAUGGCAGUCUUCAAAAUGGACAACCGGCACAGAAUUCGCAGCACUAGAGCCGGGUUUCGGAUGGAUCCUCACACACUGGUGACACUUCACAGGAGCAGAAUCGGCUGACGCGUCUGUGCUUCAUCUCUUCACUCACGACACAAACCAAAACAAAGGAAUGCCCUGUCAUAUUUUUUUUUCUUUCUGCUGUGCUGAAAACCCACCUACACAGACAUGAAAAGAUUGUACUUUGCACACUUGUAGCCCCUCUCCACCUUCUUCCAACCACGUCCACCACAGCACGAGUCUCAUUUCAAAAACAAUGCCUUCUUGGAGAGCAGCAGCUGGGCGCUUCAUGGACAGCUUAUACCCUGCGGGAGGCCGCCGCCGCCGCUGCUGCUCUGAAGGUGACUCUGAAACGGCUGGCAUCAUGACCCCAGAGACUUCACGGCUUCAUACAGAACCAUUGUGGUACCUGUGGGAAUAACUGUACAAUACACUGUUCGUGUUUGAGUUAGGUUUCUUGAGUGCUAUAAUUGUCGUUGCCACUGCUGUCCGUAGAUUUAAGUGUACGUUUGUGAAAAGUUUUGUGACCGCGUCACUUCAGUUUUCUCCACAAAAGCUUUACUUCUGUGCACCUUCAUAGUAAAAGGUGACCUGGAGCAGGAAACUGGUUUGGAGGGGUCGCUUUGCUGUUUUUGUGAUAAACAGGUUUAUGCACUGAAGCCAGAAUUUCUCAAAAAUGGCCUCUUUGGCUCACAAACCAUUUUAAAGAUAGAAAUAAGGACACGUGAUAAGAGAUGUACAGAAAAAAAAUCACAUUUCCAGCAAGUGAGUCAACCCCUGCAGUCUUGUAGUGUGCUCCGAAUAAAAACUGAAGGUAUUUUCUAGUCUUCCUGUUUCUGUUAACAGCCAGCUGUGGGCAGAGUUCAUAUUGUAUAGGCAAUACUUUAAACAGCACUCUGUUUUAUGACUUUGCCAAAAGUUAUUGUGAACUGUAAGAUGGUAAUAAUGUCUGUCAUUUCCUGUCUGUGUGCGUAAUCUUCCCCCCGGUCAAACAAUUUUUAACAUUAGUGGAACAAGUCCAUAAGGAAGUGUCACUUUAUGUGGACAGUGUGUUGUCAUAGUAAUGUGACCGAGAUGCCGUCAUGUUCUCAUCUUGUUGCUUCUGGGGUUGCGCGUCUUCUGUCACCUGCAGGUCCUAAAUUGUUCUUGUAAAGCUCAGGGAGAUUAGCCGCCAUGUUUCUCUUUUUGUUUUGUUUUUGUAUUUAGACCACUCUUCUCAUAAAUGCGAAGUUGUAAAUAAACAUUGGAGUUUGCUAUA
Oryzias melastigma (Indian medaka) is the source of this 1800-nucleotide messenger RNA. RefSeq names its product LBH regulator of WNT signaling pathway (gene lbh). The record is from RefSeq and is a predicted model, not a curated record. Gene Ontology annotation, cellular component: nucleus. Lineage: Eukaryota; Metazoa; Chordata; Actinopteri; Beloniformes; Adrianichthyidae. Gene Ontology annotation, biological process: positive regulation of DNA-templated transcription. Bases 194 to 544 code for a protein of 116 amino acids. The transcript has 3 exons.